AUGCUUCUUCUUCUGCUUCUAUUGCUGGCAGUUUUCUUCCAAGGUGGUGACAAUGAGGAUGCCUUCCAGGGGCCGACCACCUUCUCCGUCAUCCAGAUUUCAUCCUUUGCCAACAGCACCUGGGCACAAAAUCAAGGCUCAGGCUGGCUGGAUGAUUUGCAGAUUCAUGGUUGGGAUAGUGACUCAGGCACUGCUAUUUUCCUGAAGCCGUGGUCCAAAGGCAACUUCAGUGAUGAAGAGAUUACUAUACUGGAGGACAUAUUUCGAGUCUACUUCAUUGAAUUGACUCGGGAAGUACAGAACUUUGCCAGUCAAUUCCAGUUGCAGUAUCCAUUUGUGAUUCAGGGCAGAGCAGGCUGUGAGCUGCAUUCUGGGGAGGCUCCAGUAAGUUUCUUGAGGGGAGCUCUAGGAGGACUGGAUUUCCUGAGCAUCCAGAAUCAUUCAUGUAUACCUGCCCCAGAGGGUGGCUGGAGGGCAAAGACGUUUUGUACACUAAUCAGUCAGUACCAAGGGAUCCGUGAUAUUGUGGAGAAACUCCUCUACGGAGACUGCCCAAGAUUUCUCUUGAGUGUUCUUGAUGCAGGGAAAACCGAUCUACAGAGACAAGAGAAGCCUGAAGCCUGGCUGUCCAUUGGUCCUGCUCCUGGUCCUGGCCAUCUGCUGCUGGUUUGCCAUGUAUCAGGAUUCUACCCAAAGCCUGUGUGGGUGACAUGGAUGCGGGGGGAGCAAGAGCAUCCGGGCACUCUUCGAGGUGAUGUCCUGCCCAAUGCUGAUGGGACCUGGUAUCUCCAAGUAACCCUGGAUGUGAUGGCUGAGGAGGCAACUGGCCUGUCUUGCCGAGUAAAGCAUAGCAGUCUAGGUGGCCAGGACAUCAUCCUCUAUUGGGGACAACCCAUCUCCAUUGGCUUGAUCUGUUUGGCAAUAAUAGUGCCCUCAUUGAUCCUUUUGGCAGGCCUUGCUUUAUGGUUUAAGAGGCGCUGGUCAUAUCAUGAUAUUCUGUGA
Molecule: messenger RNA, 1002 nt
Organism: Orycteropus afer afer
Lineage: Eukaryota; Metazoa; Chordata; Mammalia; Tubulidentata; Orycteropodidae
Product: T-cell surface glycoprotein CD1b-2-like
Exons: 6
Coding region: 1-1002 (333 amino acids)
Biological process (GO): positive regulation of T cell mediated cytotoxicity; immune response; antigen processing and presentation, exogenous lipid antigen via MHC class Ib
Cellular component (GO): external side of plasma membrane
Molecular function (GO): endogenous lipid antigen binding; lipopeptide binding; exogenous lipid antigen binding
Source: RefSeq, a predicted model, not a curated record